Messenger RNA from Styela clava, 2346 nucleotides. Its product is annotated as uronyl 2-sulfotransferase-like. Gene Ontology annotation, molecular function: sulfotransferase activity. The record is from RefSeq and is a predicted model, not a curated record. Lineage: Eukaryota; Metazoa; Chordata; Ascidiacea; Stolidobranchia; Styelidae. Gene Ontology annotation, cellular component: membrane.
GUAGUCUAUUGUGACAGAUUGCAUACCCAUACUACCUCGUUUUGGCUUUCGUGGCUUUAUUGUUUUAAAAUAAUUUGAGGCUAACUAGUUAUACCAUUGUUGCCAAGUACGUUUAGAAUCCUAAUAUGAUAUACCAUAACUCUCUUACCGUGUCAUCAUUGACAACACUUUUUAAAGCGGCUUCUAAAACGCUACAGUAGCAAUAGAAAGUGCAACGAAAUUCGGAACAAUAUUCUAUACCCUCAUUUCAUUGAAAUAGUGUUAUAUUAUGCAACAUCACGCAUUGACACUUCUGACAUAUGUUUUAUAUACCGUUGUUAUUCCUGAUCAAUACAUGAAGUGUCGCUACGCUACUGUAUAUAUAUCACGUGACAUGAAUGUGCAAAGUGCUGACAAAUAGGCAGCUUUGUUUUAUGAAGACCAUAGCGCAUAUUGAAUAGAUUGGUGCAGUUAUAGGUGUAAUGCUGGCGUAUUCGUCAUUUUAAGUCAUGUUUAUCAGACGUUGAUACAUUUCGCUGGAAAUGCUUCAAUCCUUUUUCAUUGUUGAGUUUUUCUGUGAUCAACCCAAUUUGAUCAUUUUAUCAAUAUGUGUAGCAAAAUAUGUAUUUGAAGAUUGUCUAUUGCCUUUAUGAAAAUCAUUGGAAUAUUUUUUUUAUUUAAAUAUACCUUUGGUGGGGGGUGUUUAGUUUAUCAACAGAUUUUGAAAUUAGAUAUUAAAUGUAAUUUUCGUACGUUGGAGGGCUAAGUGAAGCAUACAGUCUCAAAGCGACGUAUUACGAAGCCAGAUAACAGAUGGAAAGCGGGCAGCUUUGUAUCAAAUCUGGAUUUUAGAAUUUACUACUCUGCAGAAGAAUAUUUGGAUAUGAGAAAUACCUGUCGCUUUGCUCAUCUAUAACGCGUUGAUGAUAUAUGAAACUGUUUGUAUUGAUAAAAACUUUCCUCGUGCUGUAUUUGUUAAACUCUCACAUUCACCUAAUAACUUGUACCCCAGCCCAACAGGAUACAUGGAAAAUGAUCGGAAAAUACAAAUUAACUAUAUCUUUUUGUGCCUUGUGUUUCUACCUGAUGCUAUUUUACUGUGGUAACAACUCAUCACCACACUGGGAUAGGAACGUCUCUAUUGAAAACAAAAGAAUCAAUCCUGAAUCAACUUUUGAAGUAAAUGAGAAUGUAUUUUACAAUAGACUCGAAAAAUGCGGCAGCAGAUCUCUUCUGAGUGUUGCUAGAAGACUUGCUCUUCGAAACAAUUUCACAUUUUCGGCUUCGUCAGAUUACCGACAUAAACGACCCAGACGGCCCCGAGUACUAGAAGAAAUUCAAAAAAUCUCAAAUUUUACGCAUCCGACGUUUUACAAUCGACAUAUUCAUUACAUCAACUUUGGAAAAUUUGGUUAUUCAAAGCCAAUAUACGUCAAUCUCAUCAGAGAUCCCAUCGAACGUUUUAUAUCUCAUUAUAAUUAUAUGAAAUAUGGAGAAAAAGCUCGGGAUGUUAAAACAAAUCCGAGUAAGAUUUGGGAACUUGACAUAAAUGUGUGCGUAACAAAAAAUAUCGGAGUGUGCGGUAACAUCAACCUAUUAUUUUACACUGGAUUAUAUUUCUGUGGUUUGGAUGAGAUAUGUCUCAAGCCUUCACGCGCAAGUGUCGAAUUGGCAAAGAUGCAUAUUGAUAAAGAUUAUGCAGUUAUUGGAAUAACAGAAGAAUUCGAAAAUACUCUCAAACUUUUUGAAAAAGUUCUACCGAACUAUUUUUCUGGAGCUCUAGAAGUUUGGAAAGACCAUUCAGAAACCAAAAUGAACACCGCAUCUUAUAGAUUCGAUGUUCUGUCACAAAAAUCGAAAUAUAAACUAAGAUAUCACGACAUGGCCGCUGAAUAUGAAGUUUAUAAUCACGCAAAACGUAAAUUUGAAUAUCAGAAAAAACAGUACGAUAUAUCAAACUAGCUCGUCUUUACAGCACGGAAUAAAGAUUCGCCAAGCUUCUUGCUUAUUGGUUACUACAACCAACUCCUUUUUUCGAAUAUCAAUCGGUAACCUGUUAUACGCAUUGUUCCUUGAAGCUUCAAAAUCUCUACAUACAUCUUAGCUCUUAUAUAAUAUGACUUUACUUUGUGUUCUUCAAGUCUAUUGUUUUUCUUUUGUAAGUAUGUAUUUAUUUCUAGGCAGUUUCAUAUUAUUCUAUAUUUCUCCCUAUUUACGACUGUAAUUCGCUGACUGGAUUACUCGUCGAAUCAUUCGUGCUCAUCUUCAACUUCUGUGAGUCAUUGCUCGUUUUUGUAAUUUUGUUUAUAUUUUUUUAAUCUCUUUAUUUCCCAUAACGCAUGUUUAUAAUUGCACAAUAAAAAUAGA